Messenger RNA from Lactuca saligna, 537 nucleotides. Lineage: Eukaryota; Viridiplantae; Streptophyta; Magnoliopsida; Asterales; Asteraceae. The record is from the annotation of a GenBank genome assembly.
AUGGAUGAUCCUGAGCUGGAAAAGCUGCAUGCAGAUAGGAUUGCAGCUCUUAAGAGAGAAGCUGAAAAGAGACAAUCAUUAACAAAAAAAGGGCAUGGAGAGUAUAGGGAGAUAACUGAAGGAGACUUUUUGGGUGAAGUCACUACCAGUGAAAAGGUGAUUUGCCAUUUCUACCAUCGGGAGUUCUAUCGCUGCAAGAUAAUGGAUAAGCAUUUGAAGUCUCUUGCAACAAGUCAUCUUGAUGCCAAAUUUGUUAAGCUAGAUGCAGAGAAUGCCCCGUUCUUUGUGACAAAACUAGGAAUCAAGACAUUGCCAUGUGUGAUAUUGUUCAGAAAAGGAAUUGCAGGAGAUAGGCUUGUUGGGUUUCAAGAUCUUGGAGGAAAAGACGAUUUCAGCACAAGGAAGUUAGAAGCUUUAUUGAUCAAGAAAGGUAUAAUUGAGGAGAAGAAAAAAGAUGAGGAUGAAGAAGCUGAAUAUGAUGAAAGUAGACGUAGGACAGUUAGAUACUCUGGAAUUCAUGAUUCCGACUCUGAAUAA